AUGCCCGAGCUUCCCGAGGUCGAGGCAGCUCGGCGCGCAGCGGAGGCGCACCUGGUGGGGCGGCGGGUUUUGUCGGUAGUGGUGGCGGAGGACGACAAGGUGCUAGAGGGGUGCAGCGCGGAGGAAGUGCGCGCGGCGUUGCAGGGGCGCGUGGUGGUGGGCGCGGGGCGCAAGGGCAAGCACCUCUGGCUGCUGCUCGAUCAACCGCCCAUGCCACUCUUCCACUUCGGCAUGGCGGGCGCGUUCGCCAUCAAAGGGGAGAACGUCGUGCGUUACAAAAGGCUGGCAGUGUCGCCAGCAGACGAGUGGCCACCGCGGUUCCACAAGCUCGUGCUGCAGGCGGAGGGCGGGGUGCAACUGGCCUUCACAGAUGCGCGUCGCUUUGGCCGCAUCCGCCUCGCACCUGAUCCGCUGCUGUGCCCAGCUGUGGCGCAGCUGGGUCCCGACGUGCUGCUUUCCUUGCCGGACCCCACAUCCUUCGCUGCUCUCCUGCGUCGCCGCUCACGGGCUGUCAAGGCCGUGCUCAUGGACCAGGUGCGUGGGACUCAUAACCCAGUUAAGUCACCUCGCCCCCUGCAUGCCUCUCCCCCUGCCGCCCCCCCGCCCCAUCAGGUGAUCAGCAAGUCCGUGGCAGUAGACGCGGACAGUGACCGCUUUCCUUCCUCCUGGCUCUUCCACGUGCGCUGGUCCAAGAAACCCGGCUCCAUUGAUGGCCAUCCGCUCAGCUUCAUCACAGUGGCUGGCCGGACGUCAGCCAUAGUGCCAGCAGUGCAGAAGCUGCCUCGUGGGGCCAAAGCUGCUGCGGGGACAGCUGAGAGUGCGGGAGGGAGGAGCCUCAGGAGGAGGAAAGGCGGAGGCGCAGUGGAAACAGAAGCCGACAUGGCAAAUGGGAGUAGCGAAGAGGACGUGGUGGGGAGAAAAGGCUGUGGGGUGAAUGAGGAGGACGAGGAGCAAGAGGAGGAAGAAGAGGAGGGGAAGGAAGAGGUAGAGGCAAAGGAAGAGGAGGAAGAGGAGAAGGAUGAGGAAGAGGAAGAUGGUGGAAUAGCCAGGAGAGGAGGGAAGAGAAGCAGGGUUAAGACCGGGCGUGGUGACGAGACAAGCAGCCAAGCGACAGCGCAGUUAGUCACGUAUGAGGCAGCAUCGGCGUUUCCAGUCAUUGUUUUAGUGACAUUGACUUGUUUGUUUUCGGAGUUGUGCAAUGCGUGUUGGCACUUCCAUGCAAUCUCCCAUCUGCUUUUCCUCCGUUCCCCUCAUGUUUCACGCUUAUCAGCAACAAGCAUAUCCGCGCACGUGCUAUGGCGUCGCCUCGCGCUCGUCGCGUGGUGCCUCGCGUGGCUGGCGAUCGCGGUGUGGACCGCGUGGUUCACGUGGCAAGCCGCCGAUAACCCGCGCAAAGAAGAUCUACGCACGUGGUGCGCGGCGCGAACGCGAUACGUGCACCAGGAGUUUGUGGCCAGCUCGAAUCAAGUCGAGGUUCUGGCGGGACUCGUGAAGGUGUUCAACGGGGUCUCCAACACAGCCAACACGCCCUCCUACUGGGGUCUGGAGGGCGGGAUAACGAGCGCCACGUGGAGCGCGUUCAGCGAGCAGUGGAUUCAACGCAUCCACCCGUGGUCCAUCGCCUCGUGGGGCGUCUUCAUCACCCACAACCAACGGACAAUGCUGGGAAGUGUGGCGUCUGCUUCUCCGCUCUAUGCCGUCUCUGUCUUCCGCUUCCCCGCGCCCUUCGACCUCCCCCCAUGCACCGAUAUCUACUCUUUGCUCGCUGCCAUCAUCGACAAGUUUCUGCUGUCAGGCGAAAAUGUGGCUUAUCCUCCUGUUCUGCUGCCCAACAACCACAUCGGCUUUGUUUACGGCUUCCCGGUAAUCCGCGCUCCGUUGCCGGCGCAUCCGUCCUUGCAGCAAGGACUGGAGAGCAUCGCAGGCGCCAUAGGGGGGGCGAUUGACACGGAGACACUCAUCUCGCACGCCCUUACGGACGUGCUCAACUAUGGCGCCUCAAAGAUCGACACGGAGACGCUCAUCUCGCACGCCCUUAUAGACGUUCUCAACUAUGGUGAGACUCGCCACUCCAGUGCGUGGCGGCUGGUGUGGGCGCCGGUGCUGGUGGCGGUGCUGGUGGUGGUGGUGGCGGUGCUGCUGACGCUCAUCCUGGUGUUCCUCGCACGCAAGCAGGCGGCCAUCACGCGCGCCGUGAGGGAGGUGGAGCUCUGCACUGCUGUGCUCGAGCGCGCCCAGCGCUCCAAGAGCGAGACCAUUGCCAAUCUCUCCCACGAGCUGCGCACUCCCAUCGUGGGCAUGCUAGGCAUGAUGGAGGCACUACUAGAGAGCGACCUCCAGGGGCCGCAGCACCGAGACCUGACAACAGCCAAGGAGUGUGCGUCGGCCAUCGUGGGGCAACUCAACUCCGUGCUCGACCUCGCCAAGCUGCACGCCGGCCGUCUCUCCCUUGAGACUUUGCCGCUCUCCCUGCGCCACUGCGUCGACAUGGUCGCCCGCGACUUGCUUCCUAAGGCUCACAAGAGAGGCCUUUAUUGCGGUGGUAUACCACUGGAGGAGCUGCAGUGGGUGCUGGACCCGGAGGGGCAGGCAGCAGUGCAGGGCAGGGGAGGUGUGCUGCUGCAGCGAGGGAACUCCAUGAAAGGGAGCAUGCAGUCUCCACUUGCGUCGUCUGAGUCUCUCCUGCAUCACUCCGUGGACUUCUGGCCUGCCUCUGCUGCACCACCUCCUCCUCUGCCCUCCUCUGCUUCUGCAUGGGAGCCCUAUCCCGUUCGCUUCCUGCUCUCCACAGGCCUGGUGAAGCUAAUGAGGGGGACCAUGGGAAUAGCAACGCAGUGCCACGUGGGCACCUCCAUCCUCGUCAGCCUGCCAAUGACAGAUUGCCAUCUGUCAGAAACUGGUGCUAUUGUUUCUGGUGGCAGUGGUUCUGCUGGUGGUGCUGCUGGUGGUGAUGCGGUGACAAGCGGGGGUGCGAGUGCAGAGGUGCAGGAGUGGGUGGGUCAUCGCAAGGCCAUCUGCUCGCUUGUGGCGGGCAAGAGAGCGCUGCUUGUAGAUGCCAUGCCGCUCAGAGCACAGGACAGGCAGAGUGGGGGUGAGGCAGGGCGAGCGACAGGGCGGGCAGAGGUGGUGCUGACGGGCGUGAGGGCGGACAGUGUGGAGAGCCAGCAGGCGCGGAGGAUGGGGUUUGCGGCUGUGCUGCCGCAUCCAUGGCUCGUCACGCAUACCGCACACUGCCUUCAGCAUCUAUUCUUUCGUGCUGCAGAGAAACCGCCCGCCAGUCCACAUGGCACCACUCUAGCCACACCCACCGCUGCGUCGUCAGCCACUACACCCACUGCCGCCACUCCCACCGCCUCUGCCUCCCCCACUGCUCCCACCCAACCACCCGCCAGUCGCUCCCCCAGAUCCCCACUCCCCAGCGCCACAGCUGUGCUCACCGCGCUGCUCCAUCCCUCCGACGACCCGCCUGCCGUUGCGGUGCUCAGUCCCUUGGCGCUGCUGCCGCGCGUGGCGCCAGAGGAGGCGCUGAGGGCGCUGGUGGGGCAGCAGGCGGUGGUGGUGGUGGAUGACAAUGCAGUCAACCGCGCCGUGGCCAGAAGAACGCUGCUAGCACUCGGAGCACUCGUGCACGUCGCAGCAGGCGGCUCACAGGCACUAGAAUGGCUGCACUCACAAAUGACUGCUGCCACUCGCGGCGGGAAGGAGGGGCCGGGGCAGCAGCAGCAGCAGCAGCACCAGCAGGCGGAGGGGCAAGGGGCAGAGCGCGUCACUGAGCCGCUUGUGCUGCUGGACCUUCAAAUGCCCGACAUGGACGGGUGCGUGUCGUAG
Closterium sp. Yama58-4 is the source of this 3828-nucleotide messenger RNA. The record is from the annotation of a GenBank genome assembly. Lineage: Eukaryota; Viridiplantae; Streptophyta; Zygnematophyceae; Desmidiales; Closteriaceae.